Messenger RNA from Anarrhichthys ocellatus (wolf-eel), 3165 nucleotides. It is a transcript of the gene lrguk, whose product is annotated as leucine-rich repeats and guanylate kinase domain containing. Gene Ontology annotation, cellular component: cytosol. The coding region runs from base 485 to 2875 and encodes 796 amino acids. The transcript is spliced from 21 exons. NCBI's taxonomy places the organism in Eukaryota, Metazoa, Chordata, Actinopteri, Perciformes, Anarhichadidae. Gene Ontology annotation, molecular function: protein binding; GMP kinase activity. The record is from RefSeq and is a predicted model, not a curated record.
AGGAGGGAUCCAAAACCAACACUAGAGGAUGCAUUUUACCUGACAGCUGUGAUGUGUUGUCGGCCAUGGUUUGAAGCAUGAAGUGCAGCAUAUUGGAAUCGGAGAAAUCAACACAAACAUACCACCCAAAGGCUUGUUUUUUUCAUCAUCUUAAAAUCAAGUGACGUUGGAUUGAUUUAUGUAGUAUUUUAAUUAUGUUUAUUAUUUACUCUAUUGCACUUCUGUCCAUCCUCAGUUGUAAUGUCUGUUCUGUUCCCCUUAAAUAACGUUAAAGUUACCCGGGAACGAAACAUUACCGAGGUGCGCAUAGGGACGCUGUCGGUUUUGGAGAGAAGAAAACUACAUGACCCACAAUGCCUUUCACCUCUCACUUGUCUCUAGCGUUGCCGAGCGACGACGGGGCGUGCUUCAUGUGGAAAGCUAGCUUGCUAGUCCACCAGUCAGUCUGUAGUCCCCCUUCACCGUGGUUUUUUAUGAUGGAACAAUGAAGGAAACGUGCACGAGUCAACAGUGCUCCUCCGCGUCACGUGGCUGCAGUCCUCCAGGGCCCCACAGUGACGCUCCAGAGGCUCCGGGCUGCGGGGAGCUGGAAGAAAACAGAGAGAUGGAGAUAAAGCAGGUAACCUUGCACUCGAGAUCUGAGGGAGCAAAACAACACAGCAAGAAGGAUGGUGUUUUAACUGCUGCGGUGGUCUCCAGGCGUGUGUCCAACCUCCGAAGCGUUGGCACUGGGCUGCACUAUUUCUACCACCACCUGUGUCUGCCUAGUCAGGAUCUCAGUGACGUCUCCGUUUUAUGCAAUUAUGUCCAUCUUCAAAAGCUGCAACUGCCACACAACAAAAUCAAAGAUUUGUCCUGUGUGAGCCACAUGCCCUACCUUGUCAUCCUGGAUGCUUCUCACAAUGAAAUCUCCAGCUUCUUUGGAUUCCAGCCACCCAAGAACCUAAAAGAGGUCAAUUUCUCCCACAACCGUAUGACAAACAUGAAGGACUUGUCAGCCUUUUCAUCUCUUAGUCAUUUGGAUCUGGGCCACAACAGUUUCAGUGAGAUCGGGGGUCUUGAGCAAUGUUGCAAGCUCACCAAUCUCAACCUGGAACACAACAAGAUCUCGAGGGUCGGCGGCCUGGGCAGACUGCCUCUCACACAGCUGUGCCUCAGGGGGAACCAGCUGGAGAGGAUUGAAGGGUUGGAUAAUCUGAAGUCUCUGCAGGUUCUCGACUUGUCUCUGAACCGCAUCACCACUCUCUCUGGCCUCCACGAUCUCCACGUACUGGGCUCCAUCAAUCUGGAGAGAAACCUGAUCAGCGAAAUUCAGGAGUGCAAACACGUUCAUGACCUUUCCCUGUUGAGGGACCUCAACCUGCUGGGAAACCCUGUACAGGAGCAACCCGAUUACAGAUUGGCAGUCAUCUUCCUCCUUCAACAUCUGACUGUGCUGGACCAAGAGAAAGUCACUGCUGAAGAAAAGGUGUCAUCAGUCAACAAGUAUGACCCUCCUUUGGAUGUGGUGGCAGCCAGGGAUCACAUGACCCACCUGGUGUAUCAUCUGAUGCAGCCUCAGGUGCUCUAUGACAGUACUAUGCCCAGUGCAGACUCUCCGUAUGCCAUGCUGGUUCUGACCGGUCCUCAAGGCUGUGGGAAGAGAGAUCUGGCCCACAGACUGUGUCAGGAGUUGAGCGAAUGCUUUGCCUACGGAACCUGUCACACCACCAGGGGGCCGUACGUUGGAGAGGAGAACGGGAUUGAUUACCAUUUUGUCAGCGAGGAAGAUUUUCAGAACAUGAUUCAAAUGGGUCAAUUUGUCCAGACCAUGCAGUACGGGGGCCACAGCUACGGCCUGACCAGAGAUGCCAUCGAGGAUGUGGCCAAAGAAGGACUAGCCUGCUGUGUGCAUAUGGAGCUAGAGGGUGUGCUCAGUCUGAAGAACAGCUACUUUGAGCCUCGGUACAUCCUGCUCAUCCCCACCCAGGUUGAGAAAUACAUUGGCCACCUGAAGAGCCGCGGUGUCUAUUCCGCAGCACAGAUUGACGUGGCGGUGUCACGCGUAGAGCUCUACGCCGAUACCAACAGGCAGCGACUGGGAUUCUUCGAUAAUGUCGUCCCCUGUGAUGACUGGGAGGAGGCCUUUCAGACACUGAGGCAGAUAGUGAAGGAGUACCUGGUAGAGGAGCAGGAAGAAGGAGAAAACAACAACAGAGGAUGCCCUGACAACACCUCCACUGGUCACAAGCCAGAGGAGAAGCCACUGUCACCACCCCUGUCGAGGCCCGGAUCAGGAAGACUCGCGUCACACUCUGCCCCAGCUCUUGACCCCUCAGAUCUGUCUUACAGGAACUACUUCAACAAGAUCCAGGAAGAGCUCUGCCCUCCGAAGAGCGCCACUGAGCUGGCUUCCAUCAGGAGGCGUGAGCAGCUGGUGAGAGAGGCCAUUGUGGGGAAGAGUCCCGGGAUCUACAGCCAGCUCUUCAAAAGCUCUGCUCAAACAGCACCAUCAUCACUGCAGAAUCCUGAUGCCCAUUGUAGUGAGGACAGCAGCUCGGAUGAGUCUCGUGCCAGUUCAGCGCUGACUGUGCCCAGUUCAGCCGGGGGCUUUUCUAGUUCGGUGCAGCCGCUAGAUAUGUCUGUCCUGGGACACACCUUGGAAGCACUCAAAGACCUCAUGGCAUCUCCUGGAGCCCCACUUCCAGACACAGACCUGCUAGCUGUGGCCGUGCCUCCCUCCUCUGAUAGACGUCCUGGAUCCAAUGUCAAGCCCAUCCUGCCCCCAAUCCCCUCUGGGCGCAAGACCCCCGCAUCACCCAGUCCAGCGCCGUCACCCGGACCCAGCCCAAAAACAGCAGUCGAAGAGGGAGGAGAUGUAGACUGGGAGGGAUAGCUUCACAAAUAAAGUCAAUCAAUCAGUACACGUAUAAAGGUACUUAAUAAAAUAUAAGCUUAGUCGGUUAAAUUACAAGAACAUCAAAAGUCUGAACCUUCAAAAGUUCAAAGUCAACCGCAAAACACAGGUUUGUUGCUAUCUAACCACAAACUACACAGAGUGUGAUGAACACUUGAGGUUAGACUUAAUUGUCAGCACUGUUCUUUUCCAGUAAAAUGUUGCUCGUGCCGCAGCACGCCUGGAUCUUUUGCACUUGCUAUAUACUUUAUAAAUGAUAAGUGAUUGUG